Molecule: messenger RNA, 998 nt
Organism: Salvelinus namaycush (lake trout)
Lineage: Eukaryota; Metazoa; Chordata; Actinopteri; Salmoniformes; Salmonidae
Exons: 4
Coding region: 228-998 (256 amino acids)
Molecular function (GO): Hsp90 protein binding
Source: RefSeq, a predicted model, not a curated record
AAAUUCCGUUACUCGGGGAAAAACGGAUUUAACAUGGCGCACUUUCUGGGAAAUAACUUGAGUUAGUUCGCGGCCGGUUAAGUGGAAUAUCGCUUGUUGUUCAUUUUUCUGAGGUCCAUGAAAACAUUGUUGUUGGAGAGCGCAGCGUUUCUGUGGCUGUUUGGGAAGCGAACUGCCAUGGGGUGAACGUUUUAAGUUGCUGCCGCUGUGUAUAAAGCUAGAACAGGAUGGAGAAGCAUCGACCGAAGAAAGAAAGGUUCUCUCUCUUUGGCCUUCGCUCUUCUGGCCGAAGCACCUCCUCUUCGUCCUCUACCUCUGCUCCCCCCAUUCCUCCCACUCUCUGCAAGACAGACCCUCAUCCCUCCAUCCCUCCCUCUCUCCGUAAGACAGACCCUCAUCCCUCCAUCCCUCCCUCUCUCCGUAAGACAGACCCUCAUCCCUCCAUCCCCCCCUCUCUCCGUAAGACAGACCCUCAUCCCUCCAUCGCUCCCUCCAUCCCUCCUGGGCCUCCUAUCCUUUCUAAGACAGAGUUUCUGGAAGCAGUGCGUUGCAGUAACCAGGCGUGCCAGCGGGGGCAGUACAGCCAGGCGGUGCAGCUCUAUGGGAAGGCCCUGUCUGCAGACCCUCAGAACUGCAUCCUGUACAGUAACCGCUCAGCGGCCCAUCUCCGCCUUGGACAGUACCAGACCGCCCUGGACGACGCCCUCAAAGCCCGCCUGCUCAACCCCAAAUGGCCAAAGCGCAGCUUGGGUCUCAACUGGGACCUCAGGACCGACACUUUCACCUUCAAGGUAGCCAAAGAUGAGAAGCCCUUCACACGCCGAGGAGUGCUAUCAACUCUGAACAGUCUGUACGACCCACUGGGAUUUGUGGCCCCUGUCACCAUUCAAGAAAUAGACAUUGAGCUUGAUGAUACAACCUUCCACACAGACAGCGAGGUGGUGUUAGGCUACAUCUACAAUGAGACCCGGCGUUUCUACGUCUAUGUCAGCAAUUGA